This is a messenger RNA of Pestalotiopsis fici W106-1, 2658 nucleotides long. RefSeq lists its product as uncharacterized. Bases 1 to 2658 code for a protein of 885 amino acids. The record is from RefSeq and is a predicted model, not a curated record. Lineage: Eukaryota; Fungi; Ascomycota; Sordariomycetes; Amphisphaeriales; Sporocadaceae. Gene Ontology annotation, molecular function: 3',5'-cyclic-nucleotide phosphodiesterase activity. Gene Ontology annotation, biological process: signal transduction. The transcript is spliced from 4 exons.
AUGGACAGCGCAACAUGCAACGUCAUAUACGUUGAUCACAACGUGCGCAACACGACCCAGCUGACCACGGACUCGACGAUUUCGGAUCUGGAGGCGACAUUGGGCGAAUCUCUCGAAUUGCGAGGGAAUCUCGCUCUGCUGAUUGAUGCCUUUCGUGAGAUCCACGUGUGUGCCACUGGCGCCGACUGUAUAGAAAUACUUCUCGAUUUACACGACACAUCCAGCAUUGAACUGAAACCUACCCUUGUAUUGAUAGAUACCCCCCACGACGAGCAGAUAAGAGCGGCCGAGCCGUCUUCGCGAGAUCAUUCGCCACACUCUAGAGCAUCAUCGAGCACGGAUCAAGAUGGUACAGACCGUGAAAUUUACGGGCUGAAAUUGCUCGACAAGGUUGUGUACGAGCUACACUCUCGAAACCUUUCAAAACUUGUUGUGCCCAUUUCCGUUGUUACCUAUCCUUUGUUACAAAGUCCACCUCCGUCGGACGAUUCAAACGACGAGACCGGCCAAACUUCCUACGCGGAAUAUCUCACCGAGACGACCAAUCCAUCGAGCAAUUCGUUAGCGAGCAGAGCCCUCCUGCGGAAAUGUCUGGAUUCUGGCGCUAUUGACGUUCUCGCUAGCCCAUUGCAUGUGAAGACAUUGACCACUCUCGAGGUGCACGCGUAUAGAGCACAUAAGGAGGCUUUAAAGGAGCAGCAAGCCCUCAUGGAGAUCAGAAGAGGACGGAAAAGGUCGUGGGUGGGCGUUCACGAGGAGCAGCCCUUUUCUUAUCUUCGAGAAGCAAUGGUGUCUGGCCUCAUGGGCGGCAUCUGCCGAUCUGGAGAUGAGGGCGAUGUCGUGAUUGGAAGUGUCAGGAUCUCCGUGUCCUCUGAUGAAAGAGCCGCAAUUGCUAGCGCCAUCGGAAAGUGGAAUUUCUGCGCUCAUGAUUUUGACGAUGACCAGCUCCUCAUUGCCGCAAGUCUCAUGUUCAAGCAUGCUCUCACCAUGCCCGAGUUAGAACAAUGGCGGAUACCAACAGACCAACUCACAACCUUUUUGGUAGCGUGUCGAGCUGCUUAUAACACUUUUGUUCCCUACCACAACUUCCGCCACGCCGUAGAUGUCCUGCAAGCGACGUUUCACUUCCUCUUACAGGUCGGUGCCUUGCCACCGUAUCCUCUAGAGGCAGGGAUAUAUGCAACACCUACUCCCAAGACGCCUCUCGCCGAGUUGUUGAGACCAUUCGAGACACUGACGCUACUCGUCAGUGCUAUUGGCCACGACGUUGGUCACCCUGGCGUCAACAACGGCUUUCUGGUAACACUCAAUGCGCCACUGGCGCAAUUGUACAACGACCGAUCUGUUCUAGAAUCCUUUCACUGCGCCGCAUUCUCGCAGAUUCUGCGGAGAUAUUGGCCAAAAGUCUUUGAGAACACGAAAAUGAGGAACCUCAUGAUCAGUUCCAUUCUUGCGACUGACAUGGGACUCCACUUCGACUACAUGGCCAAGCUCGGCACGCUACAGGAGAAGCUGAGCGCAAAUAACUCUACGAAGGGGUGGAACGAGAAAACCACCGAGGUCGAGACCGCUUUGAUAUGUGCACUGCUGAUUAAGUGCGCAGAUAUCAGCAAUGUAGCUCGGCACUAUGAUGCUGCUUUACAAUGGAUGCAUAUCCUAUGCGACGAGUUCUCACGCCAAGCCUCGAUGGAGAACCAGCUCAGUAUACCAUCCUCCUUGAUCUCGGAACCAAAGAAGGAAUUUCUGGCAUUGGCUACCGCUCAGCUCGGUUUUAUGAAGCUGUUUGCAAUCCCACUGUUUCAGGGCGUUGCCGACGUCCUGCCUGGCAUGAAGUACACGGUUGAGGCUCUGGACGGAAACAAGAUGACUUUUGAAUCUGCUGUGAAGGAACUCUCUCCCUUAGUAGAUGCCGCCAACAAGGACUUGCAGGAGUUGCGAGACAGGCAAGGCAGCACAAGCUCUCCUCGCACGGUUCAAAUAGUUGCCCCCACAGAAGACUCGCCAGACUCAUCGUCUGGUACAACCCUGGAGGCAUCCUACCAGACCAUUUCAGAAAACCACUCUGAAAUGAAGAAAGCUGGAUCUUCACCUCCUUCGCAGGAACAGCAAAUCCCCAAUAUACCUGGCGAAUACAAGGAAGUCAAUGGUAUAUCCGGCGACUAUGACGAGGUCACACAGUUUGCCGCCAGUGAUCCUUUCCACGUUGUCGACGACGAAAAUAGUAUCCUCGGUCGCAGCGCAAAGCAGCGUUGUAGUGAGACGACAGAAGGUAGUGCAUCGGGUCCAUACUCGGGAGACUGGGCUUCGCAAGCUACUAGUGCCACUACGGGGAAGAUGCCGCUCUCGCCCAGUACUCAAGGCACCAGCAUUCGAAGUCAAGAAUCGCUAGAACGGCCUAGCUCGGCUCUUCCAGUCACAACUGUCACAGCGCCUGAGCCGAACUACCUCGAUUUCGAGGCACCACAUUCGGAAGCCGUCAGCUCGGCUGAGGAGCAUUCUAAUGGCAGUACCCUCAAGCUGGACAGUUCGCCCGAUAGGUCACCAAAUGCGGACAAGUCGCUGAAGAAGAAGCCCAGCCGUUUUAGGAUGAAUGCGCUGAAACUUUUCAGGCGAGACAAGGGUAGCACGUCACCUGCAUCCAGUGAGGCUGCAGGAUGA